AUGGCGCGCCUUCGUCCCCGGCCGUCAGCUCCCAGGGUUCUCGCAGCAGUUCUUUUGGUGUCUACCAGCCUGCAAGGCUGUGGCAAGUCCAGCGAUCCGACAUGCCGGGAAGGCAAUGAUCAAGCCUGCUUUGAAAGCGGACUCGUUCGCGGAAAGGAGUCGUGCACCGUGGAAGAUUGGGGUGAGCUGGGUGUGAAGUACCAGAGUGGCUUCGAAAGUGGCUACACAGCGGGCAAGAAAGAG
Molecule: messenger RNA, 243 nt
Organism: Symbiodinium sp. CCMP2592
Lineage: Eukaryota; Dinophyceae; Suessiales; Symbiodiniaceae
Source: the annotation of a GenBank genome assembly